Molecule: messenger RNA, 2015 nt
Organism: Passer domesticus (house sparrow)
Lineage: Eukaryota; Metazoa; Chordata; Aves; Passeriformes; Passeridae
Gene: TRIM14
Product: tripartite motif containing 14
Exons: 6
Coding region: 94-1398 (434 amino acids)
Biological process (GO): innate immune response
Molecular function (GO): zinc ion binding; protein binding
Source: RefSeq, a predicted model, not a curated record
CCGCCCGUCCCUGCCCCGCCUGCCCCGUAUCCGCCUCUCCCUCGCCUGCCGGCUCCGCAUGCUCCUCUUCCCACCCUGCCGGCCGCCCGCGGCAUGGCGCAGGGGGAGCCGCGGGCCGCAGCGCCCGGGGCGCGGCUGUGCGCGGCCCACGCCGGGCGGCCGCUGGAGCUGUUCUGCGAGGACUGCGGGAGCUGCGUGUGCGCGCUGUGCCCGGCGCUGGGCGCGCACCGCGGGCACCGCGCCUGCCUCCUGCCGCAGGCCGUCCGCCGCACGCAGGAACUCAUGGCAUUGUGCUUGAAGAAUCUAGAAGAGAGAAAAGAGGAAGAAAAUGGCAACAGAAGGAGCAUAGAGCAGGCUGUAAAUGAUGUGAAGGCACAUGCUGACAUGAUCAAACGGCAGCUGUCAGAAAAAAUGACUGAGCUUCAGUUACUUCUUCGGGAAGAAGAGAGUUUGGCAAAAACCUUCAUUGAUGAAAAGACUCAGCAAGCCCUGGGAACACAUGAUCAGCGUUUGAGGUCCUGUCAAGAACAGCUUGAAGCCCUCGAGACCUUCACACAUCGAAUCAGACAAAUACAACAGGACAGUGAUCCUAUUCAUUUGCUGGAGAAGUACACAGAAAUUGAGAAGGAAAUUAAGGAAUCGAGGCACCCGUUAGAAAAGUGGCAUCCAAUACCGCUCUCGUUUGAACAUUUACUUAACCAUUAUAAACACUUCAUCAAAGCUCUUCAGUCCAUUCUACAGAAACCAUUGGAAGCCCGGCUUAAAGAAGAUGUUUUCAGUAGCCUCAAUCCCACUGCAAAGAAGGAGCCUGGGACAGUGCUGAAAACCAAGACUCGGGUUGAUCGGUUGCUGUUCUUAAAACAUGCAAGAUCACCAACCUGGGAAUACGACAGCAUUCACCCAAGACUGAAAUUGUCAGAUGACCGUCUCGAAGUAAGCUGUAGCUGGAGGAAAAUAUUUUACCCCUGUAGUCCCCAGAGAUUUGAUAAAUUAUGGCAAGUGCUAAGCAGAGACGCAUUCCUUUCUGGGAGCCAUUACUGGGAAGUUGACCUGCUUCGUGCUGGAGCAGGAUGGUGGAUUGGCGCAGCCUACCCUACCAUUGGCAGGAAAGGAGACUCUGAAGCCUGUCGACUGGGCUGGAAUAGAGCAUCUUGGUGCCUUAAGAAGUUUGAUUUUGAAUACUGGGCAUUUCACAAGGGAGAGAGAAUCCCCAUCCUGAUAGAAGAUGAUCCUGAUUGCAUUGGCAUUUUUCUAGAUUAUGAAGCAGGAAUCCUUUCAUUCUACAAUGUUAGCGAUGGCAUGGCUCAUUUGCACACCUUCUGCUGCAAGUUCACAGAACCAGUUUAUCCAGCCCUGAGACUCUGGGAAGGGACCAUUAGAACAUGCAAACUAACGUAAGAAACAAAGCAAAAUAAAGCCUACUAUUUAAUGCUUUUUCUACUAAUGCCACUUCAGCAAUUAUCUACAUGAAUUCAUCUCUGUUGUAUCAAAGUUGUAAUUAUGAUGCUUUUAGAAGGUAACAUAAAUUUAGGAAAACCAACUGUGAUUUUUAAUGUGUAUUUUUUUCAAUGAGGGAAUGUCACCUGACUUUUAUAAAUUAUAUUGAUAUACCACUCAAAGUGCAGUAUGUACUACUGUUGUACUUUUUUCAACUUGUAACAGUAAGUUCAAGAAAACUAACUGUAUUUUUUAAUGUGUAUAUGUUUUUCAAUGGGGAAAGAUGAUUUGACUUACAAAUGGUGUUGCUGUACCACCUGACGUGCUGUAUGUAGUAUUUUUCAACUCGCAAAAUGGAAGAAGUCAAGUUGAAAGAAACAUAUUACAGCCUGGAUCAUGGAUAUUCACUUUUUGAAAUUUUUUUAAAUGAACUCCCUCCUCUCAUCGGUCUGGAGAGGCUGUAGUUGUGUAUGGCAACAGGUUUAGUUUGGUUCAAGCUUCAAGAUUAUAUACUGCAUAUUGUUAUCAUUGACAAGGUCAAAUUUGGAUAAUAAAUGCACUAAGUGAAUUAGCUCAUA